GCCCCCACGUUUGCGAGAGAUGGUCCCGACUCGAGUCCAGAAUCAUAUAGUCAGCCUCAGCCUCCGACCGCUUUCGUUCGCUCCCAAUUCUUCACCGUUCCUCCCGACCACCAUUGACUCUCUUGGACUAAACAAGCAGAAUCUGAACCUCCACCGCACCGCACAAUGGAGGCUCUUCUCCGCCAAUCGAGGGCCAUGUGUCCGUUCCUGAACAAGACGUCCCCAGCGACUCUGCGCACCCUCUCCACCAGCACCAGCGUCCAGCAGACUGCUCCGGGCGGCGGCGCCAUGACCAAUCUGCAGACAAUUGCACGCCGCUGCCCCAUCAUGGGCAAGGCUCUGUCCGUCCGCAGCGCCCAGGUCGGCAACGCCGCUCUGGCUGGAGCUUUCGGUGGCUCUCGUGCCUACCACGCCAAGCUUCCUCGCGCCAGCCUGCAUACCACCAGUGCGAAGGAGGCCAAGGCUGUUGACAUGCCUCAUCGUGCCCGCGACCAGCACCCUCCCUACCUGAACCCAUCUUCUGCGAAAUCCUCCGCCGCCACCCACUCCGCUGUCAAGCAGGGUCCAGCCGCUGCACCACCCCCACCGAAGCCGACCACCUUCGACUAUGACGCAUUCUACAAUGCCGAGUUGGACAAGAAGCACAAGGACAAGUCCUACCGUUACUUCAACAACAUCAACCGCCUGGCCCAGGAAUUCCCGCGGGCCCACAUGUCUGCUAGAAAUGAGCGCGUGGACGUAUGGUGCUCCAACGACUACCUCGGCAUGGGUCGCAACCCACAGGUUCUGAAGAAGAUGCACGACACUUUGGACAUGUACGGAUCUGGUGCAGGGGGCACUCGCAAUAUCUCGGGGCACAACCAGCAUGCAAUGAACUUGGAAGCGACAUGCGCCAAAUUGCACAACAAGGAGGCCGCCCUCGUCUUCUCUUCAUGCUAUGUGGCGAACGAUGCCACGCUGGCUACUCUGGGCAGUAAGAUGAAGGACUGCGUGAUUCUGAGCGACAGCAUGAACCACGCGUCUAUGAUUCAGGGUAUCCGCCACUCCGGCGCAAAAAAGAUUGUCUUCAAGCAUAACGACGUGGAAGACCUGGAGGAUAAGCUGGCCUCCCUCCCCGCCGAAGUUCCCAAGAUCAUUGCUUUUGAGAGUGUGUACAGCAUGUGCGGCAGCAUUGGCCCCAUUGAGGAAAUCUGCGACUUGGCCGACAAGUAUGGAGCAAUCACCUUUUUGGACGAAGUUCACGCAGUCGGCAUGUACGGGCCAAAUGGAGCCGGUGUCGCUGAACACCUCGACUACGAUGCAUAUGCAAGCGGAAUGCACCUCAAGGGCACGGUCAUGGAUCGCAUUGACAUCAUCACGGGAACUCUUGGCAAAGCUUAUGGUUGCGUGGGAGGCUACAUUGCUGGAAAUGCCAACAUGGUCGAUACCGUUCGCUCGCUCGCGCCAGGAUUCAUCUUCACAACCUCUCUCCCUCCCGCCACCAUGGCUGGAGCUCAGACUGCCAUUGAGUACCAGAUGAGCUACCAGGGCGAUCGCCGUCUUCAGCAACUCCACACCCGCGCCGUGAAAGCCGCUCUGGACGCCAACGAUAUCCCCGUCAUUCCUAACCCAUCCCACAUCAUCCCCGUUCUUGUCGGAAACGCCGAAUUGGCAAAGAAGGCCUCGGACUUGCUUCUGGAGAAGCACAAAAUUUACGUGCAAGCCAUCAACUACCCGACCGUGCCCGUCGGCCAGGAACGUCUCCGCAUCACGCCGACGCCCGGCCACGUCAAGGAGUUCCGCGAGCAUCUUGUCCAGGCUCUCGACAGCGUGUGGAACGAACUUGGCAUCAAGCGUACUUCGGACUGGGCUGCCGAAGGUGGUUUCAUUGGUGUCGGCGUGAAGAAUGCCGAGCCUGUAGAGCCACUUUGGACGGAUUCUCAGCUUGGCCUUGACGAUGUUGCUCGCAACAUGAAGCAGGACGGCGCUCAUGGAGUUCUCGAGAACGUCCUUGCGACCGAGGUCCGCCAGACUCGUCAAGCUGUCGCUGCUGCUGCCUAAUUUGCGCUUCACCCUUGCACUAUGAUAUGCCAGUUUAUUUCUUCGAGCUUUGAAGGCAUCUCACUUGUUGAUGACAGUGGACGAUGGAAGAAAGGAUCUGAAACGGAAAUUUUGAGACGUUUUAUUGGAAAUACAACUCACUGAAUACAAUUCCCGAACCCGCCGGGACAGUUUUCUCUGCUCGCGCUCUAAAACUGCGCUUGAGCUUCGCCGCUUUUGUCGGCAAC
Molecule: messenger RNA, 2267 nt
Organism: Pseudocercospora fijiensis CIRAD86
Lineage: Eukaryota; Fungi; Ascomycota; Dothideomycetes; Mycosphaerellales; Mycosphaerellaceae
Exons: 1
Coding region: 166-2040 (624 amino acids)
Biological process (GO): heme biosynthetic process
Cellular component (GO): mitochondrion
Molecular function (GO): pyridoxal phosphate binding; 5-aminolevulinate synthase activity
Source: RefSeq, a predicted model, not a curated record